Messenger RNA from Annulohypoxylon truncatum, 961 nucleotides. RefSeq lists its product as uncharacterized. Bases 222 to 896 code for a protein of 224 amino acids. The transcript has a single exon. NCBI's taxonomy places the organism in Eukaryota, Fungi, Ascomycota, Sordariomycetes, Xylariales, Hypoxylaceae. The record is from RefSeq and is a predicted model, not a curated record.
AUGACUCUGCCUUGAGCAAAUGAGCCUGGACAUUUCAGGAGCAAAUUCUCUCUUGGCGAUGUCUCAUCUUCGCAGAAGGCCGGAUAUGUUUUUAGUGCCGCUUCGCUGGUAUCUCAGAGGAAAUUUAGACUAACAAUAGAGGAACCGGAUAGUCGCUGAAUCGAACGAAUUCCCCUUUGCAGUCACCGGAGGAGUUGAAAUGUCGACCUAUCUGGCUUUAUAUGAGAUAUGUGAGGUCGUAUACGAGUCGCAGCUUAACUAGACCAAGUGAUAUCCUUUCUGCAUUCGAGGGUAUCACCUGGCUCUUCAAGGGGCAUAUGAACCAUGAGCAAUUUUUGUUUGGUUUGCCUACUUCAUGCUUCGAUCUUGCCUUUGUAUGGACUCCAACAAAGUCGCUUAUCCGUCGCAGAAAGCCGCGAAUAGUACCUUCACCUAACAACAAGAGCUACGCACUUGUUACAAGAAGAGAAUGUACAUGUGAGGCUGAAGAUGACUUCCUCAGUGGCGCUCAGUUUCCUAGUUGGGCGUGGUGUGGAUGGAUGGGCGACAAUGGAGCAGGUGGACAAGUAAUUUACCAUGAUAAUAUGCUUGAAGGAUGUCUAUUGAAUAUCCCUCAGUGGCUAGAACAUCAUACUUGGAUCGAAUGGCAUAUACGAGAUGGCAAAGGCCAUCUAAGGUCUCUAAGGCAUAAGGUCACUCGGACUCGGGCUAGGGAGGUCUACAAUGAAGACAAAUGGAAUGGCUACUCUGGGAGCGAAGACUGGAAACCGGUGCUUGAAGGAGCAACGGAGUUUUCAAUCGCAAAGAGCACCGAAUCCAACACCAACUGCCCAGCAAACUUUUCAGGGAGGAGUAUACAUCGAUCAUCCUCACCUAUUGCCGCCAAUGCUUCUUAAGGGUCAUUUACGACUUCCGCGAAGUCAAACGGGGAGAUCAAAUACCGCGUAGGCAAUGGAGGCUA